This is a messenger RNA of Hermetia illucens (black soldier fly), 706 nucleotides long. RefSeq names its product ubiquitin-40S ribosomal protein S27a (gene RpS27A). The coding region runs from base 168 to 638 and encodes 156 amino acids. The transcript has 3 exons. Gene Ontology annotation, biological process: modification-dependent protein catabolic process; protein ubiquitination; translation. Gene Ontology annotation, cellular component: ribosome; nucleus; cytoplasm. Lineage: Eukaryota; Metazoa; Arthropoda; Insecta; Diptera; Stratiomyidae. Gene Ontology annotation, molecular function: structural constituent of ribosome; protein tag activity; ubiquitin protein ligase binding. The record is from RefSeq and is a predicted model, not a curated record.
CAGGAUUUAUACAUGACAUUUGGCUGCGUUCGGUAACUGCCGCCAUUGAACCUGGCACCACCUCUGCGAGAAUCGUUGUUUCCGGUAGACGAAGGGAAACCAUUCCUUUUUACAUGUCAAUCGUGUGAGUGAUAGCCACACCCGUGUGAACUGAACAGAUUGCAGCGAUGCAGAUUUUCGUAAAGACCCUCACGGGCAAGACCAUCACUCUUGAGGUCGAGCCUUCGGACACUAUCGAAAAUGUCAAAGCCAAGAUCCAAGACAAAGAGGGAAUUCCUCCAGACCAGCAACGUUUGAUCUUCGCCGGCAAACAAUUGGAAGAUGGACGCACUCUGUCCGAUUACAAUAUCCAGAAAGAGUCCACCCUGCACUUGGUGUUGCGUCUUCGUGGCGGUGCCAAGAAGCGCAAGAAGAAGAAUUACUCAACCCCAAAGAAAAUCAAGCACAAGAGGAAGAAGGUCAAAUUGGCCGUCCUCAAGUAUUACAAGGUCGACGAGAAUGGAAAGAUUCACCGUUUGAGACGUGAAUGUCCCGGCGAGAACUGCGGUGCUGGCGUUUUCAUGGCCGCUCACGAGGAUCGUCACUACUGCGGAAAAUGCAAUCUUACGUUUGUCUUCACCAAGCCAGAGGAAAAGUAGAGCGUUAAGGGAGGUGUUGAAUGUAAGAUGAGCGAUUUAUAUUAAAUAAAAAACUUGACAAAGUUUAA